AUGGCUGCCGACGAGGUUAUUAAUCGAAUUAAAUACGGAAACAGCCUCAGCGACCGACGACUACCAAUUAACCUGCUCAGCCUAAAGUUCUUUGGACAGGCACCGGACGCUCCAUCAAUCUUCAACAACCCUCGGUAUUGCUUGAUCCAGGCGAUCAAUUCUCGUCUAGAGGUGAAGCCAACUCUGAGAAAUAUGGCCGAAAUGCGAAGCUAUUUGGCCGAGGCCCCCAAAGCUAGCCUACUAUUCUCGCUCUUUGCGCAACGAGGAUGCUUUACAGGGUUUCACGUGGAUAGUCCUGAUGGGACUUGGGUUCGCAAUCUAUGUGAUCUGAAAGUUUGGAUCUUCCCGUCAAGAGAAGAUCUUGCUGAUAUGACGGAAUUUGAGGCUCAAGGCGACGAAUGGAUUCCCAAAUCUGUUCGAGCUAUUGUGCUCAAAACAGGAGACACUCUUAUUAUGCCCUCCGGCGAGAAAAUACCUCAUGCUGUUCUUACUGUGGAAGAUUCCUACAUGGUUGGCGGCAUGUUUAUGGACAAGCUUCGUAUUUCGGAUUCGAUUGAGAAGCUUCUCUGGAUCGCGACGCAUCCGGUGGUUACCAACGAUAGGAUACCGCCGCACGCCGCGGCUAAUACCCGGAUGGAGAUACCUUCGGGAAAUAUUCCUCCAGAAUAUCCCUUCUAG
This is a messenger RNA of Drechmeria coniospora, 678 nucleotides long. RefSeq lists its product as uncharacterized. The record is from RefSeq and is a predicted model, not a curated record. Bases 1 to 678 code for a protein of 225 amino acids. NCBI's taxonomy places the organism in Eukaryota, Fungi, Ascomycota, Sordariomycetes, Hypocreales, Ophiocordycipitaceae. The transcript has a single exon.